AUCUUUGAAUACGGGCGCCUGAGCCACUUCAUAGACGGGAAGGGCGCCUCUGGCAACUGGAUGUCCCUGGUGAACUGUGCCAGGUUCCCCGAGGAGCAGAAUCUGACGGCUAUCCAGUGCCAGGGGCAAAUCUUCUACGAGACCUGCAAGGAAAUCCUACCGAAGCAGGAGCUGCUGGUGUGGUACGGCGAUUGCUACGUGCAGUUCCUGGGCAUCCCCAUUAGCCUGAAGGGCAUCCCGGAGGGGAAGAAACCCCCGCAGCACCCCGAAGAAGUCGGGGAGAGCUUUAAGUGUGAGCGCUGCGGCAAGGUUUUUGCCUACAAGUACUACCGGGACAAGCACCUCAAGUACACUCGCUGCGUGGACCAGGGGGACCGCAAAUUUCCUUGUCACCUUUGUAACCGAUCCUUUGAAAAACGAGACAGGCUGAGGAUCCAUAUUCUCCACGUUCACGAAAAGCACAGACCUCAUAAGUGCUCGGUGUGUGGGAAGAGCUUUUCUCAGUCCUCCAGCCUGAACAAACACAUGAGGGUUCACUCCGGCGAGCGCCCUUACAAAUGUGUCUACUGCAACAAGGCGUUCACGGCAUCCAGCAUCCUGCGCACUCACAUCCGCCAGCACUCGGGGGAGAAGCCCUUCAAGUGCAAGCACUGCGGCAAAGCCUUUGCCUCACACGCAGCCCACGACAGUCACGUGCGCCGCACGCACAGCAAGGAGAAGGGCUGCACUUGCUCAGUGUGUGGCCAGCACUUCCCAGAACAGGAGGAUUACCACUUCCACAUGAAGAUUCAUGCCACUCAUUAG
Molecule: messenger RNA, 804 nt
Organism: Pterocles gutturalis (yellow-throated sandgrouse)
Lineage: Eukaryota; Metazoa; Chordata; Aves; Pterocliformes; Pteroclidae
Product: PR domain zinc finger protein 14-like
Exons: 4
Biological process (GO): regulation of transcription by RNA polymerase II
Cellular component (GO): nucleus
Molecular function (GO): protein binding; RNA polymerase II transcription regulatory region sequence-specific DNA binding
Source: RefSeq, a predicted model, not a curated record